GUUCAGAGGGGGCUGGUGUGUUCAGAGGGGGCAGGUGUGUUCAGAGGGGGCAGGUGUGUUCAGAGGGGGCUGGUUCUCGUGGCAUGUCGACCACUAAUAAGGGAAACAAGGCCUUGAAGGUGAAGAGGGAGCCGGGGGAGAAUGGGACCACCCUGACAGAUGAUGAGCUGGUGACUAUGUCCGUCCGGGAGCUCAACCAGCACCUCCGCGGCCUCACCAAGGAUGAGAUCCUGCAGCUUAAACAGCGCCGGCGCACCCUGAAGAACCGUGGCUACGCCGCCAGCUGCCGGGUCAAACGGGUCACCCAGAAGGAGGAGCUGGAGAAGCAGAAGUCACAGCUUCAACAGGAAGUGGAUAAGUUGGCGUCGGAGAACGCCAGCAUGAGGGCGGAGCUCGAUCACCUGAGGUCGAAGUACGAGGCGCUACAGAGUUUUGCAAGGACUGUGGCGAGGAGCCCGGGAGUGGGGUUAGGGGUCGGGGGUCAGAGGGGAGGUGGUGGGGUCGGGUCGGUGAUCGGGCCACUCAUACCGGGGAAAGUGGCGGCGACGAGUGUCAUCACGAUAGUGAAGUCGAAAACAGACGCGCGGUCUUAGUAGCGGGCUGGGUCAAGGAGGGAUGAGAGAGAAGAGGGAAGGGAGAGGAGGAGAAGAAGAAGCUAAUUAGGACUAUUUAAAAAUGAAACCAU
Oncorhynchus kisutch (coho salmon) is the source of this 685-nucleotide messenger RNA. RefSeq names its product transcription factor MafG-like. Lineage: Eukaryota; Metazoa; Chordata; Actinopteri; Salmoniformes; Salmonidae. Gene Ontology annotation, molecular function: DNA-binding transcription factor activity, RNA polymerase II-specific; RNA polymerase II cis-regulatory region sequence-specific DNA binding. The transcript has 2 exons. The record is from RefSeq and is a predicted model, not a curated record. The coding region runs from base 84 to 593 and encodes 169 amino acids. Gene Ontology annotation, cellular component: nucleus. Gene Ontology annotation, biological process: regulation of epidermal cell differentiation; regulation of transcription by RNA polymerase II.